AUGGAUAUGGCUAUGGACGUCGAUAUGGAUGCACCGCAUAUUUCUACGCUUCGGGAGGAGGAGAGUCCGCCGCCCCAACCUGCGCCGAGCAAGCGGGCUGGUGGAGGCGCGGGGAGGAAGCCCAAGGCUCCCAAGUUGAAGGUCACGGAGCCUCCGGGGUGGAAGCAGGCCGAGAAGAGGAAGGCAGGCGGUGCGUCGGAUGAUGAGCUUGGGGAGGACCAGCCGGAUGAAGAGGAGGACCAGCUUAUUGACGACGAUGAUACUGGGGCGCCGUCUCAGACCCUUGCUCGUUCGACAGAGUCGACACCGAAGAAGCCUGGGCCUAAGAAGAAGGCGAAGAAGGACGCUGCUGCGAUGGGUGCGGUGGCUGGGAAGAAGGCGGGCAAGGAGAAGGCGGGGGCAGCGGUGGGAGGGAAUAAUGGGCCUCCUGAUGCUCCUAAUCAAGAGGAACCUAUUGUAUUGAAGUUAUCAACUGCGGGGAAGAAGAAAACGGCUACUCCGCGCAAAUCUGCUGCUGAACGCGGCGGUGCCCCGCGGGGAAGAGGAGGAAAGGCGACAAAGCAGAGAAGUGCAAUUCCCCCUGCGCUUGCUGUUCAAGUUCAAGAGGACGCUGCUAUGAGUGAAGCAGCUUCGUCACCGGCAACAGCCCCGGUCGACCUCCCAGAAGGACACAACGAUGUAGGAACACCCGAGACUGAAACACCCAUUGCUCCCUCCUCCCCACCGACCGUCGCCCCCGCCAUACCCGACGAAACACCCAACCUCGAAGGCGUGGCCGUGCCGCAAUACCCACUCCCCACCAGACCCUUCCCUGUCCAACCGCCAGUCAAAAUAACUUCAGGCUUCGCACCACCCAUGCCACUUGACCGUACAGGCAAGAAAGUGCGCCACUGGAAAGUUGCGAAUCGGGAGAUUAGGGGUAUUGCUGGUGGACGGUGGUUCGCGAAGACGUGGGUUGGGGAGAAGGAUUCGGAGUAUGCAAAUGCGAUUGCUGCUUCGUCGGGGCUGGGUCCUCAUGAAUUCUUGGGUAAAGGAUUUGUGGGAGGUGGAGUUGGACAUCAUCAGAGGGCUGGCGCUCUGUCGGCGCCGGUUGGGAGAGGCAGAGGGAGGGGAGGCUCGAAGAGUGCGAGUGCGGUGCCGUCCAGGGCGGGGAGCGUUAUGCCGGGAGAUGGGCAUGCCGGAGCAGGGAGUGCGAGUGCGGUAGUGAGGGCACCUACGAAGAUGAGGAUUCUGCAGUUGCCCCCAUCGGAGAAUGGGGAUUCUGAUAUGGCACCUCCGGAGGUGGUGGUGGAUUCGUGAAUCCUAGAGCGAAUCUAGAUUACGCGCUGUCGGUCAUGGACGCUUUUUUUCUAUUUAUUCUCGUAGCUUGCAUAUAUAUCUAUCUGUCGUAUCUUGCUGUCGCUAUGUAUUGUACGUAUUGUAUCUUGUUGUAAUUCGUAAUCCCUGCUGUACGUCCUGCA
Molecule: messenger RNA, 1460 nt
Organism: Coprinopsis cinerea okayama7#130
Lineage: Eukaryota; Fungi; Basidiomycota; Agaricomycetes; Agaricales; Psathyrellaceae
Exons: 4
Coding region: 1-1299 (432 amino acids)
Source: RefSeq, a predicted model, not a curated record